Molecule: messenger RNA, 2559 nt
Organism: Chara braunii
Lineage: Eukaryota; Viridiplantae; Streptophyta; Charophyceae; Charales; Characeae
Source: the annotation of a GenBank genome assembly
CGGUGUGAGCAGGCGGGUCGGCUCCCGACGGAGGGGGCGAGUUCACGUCAUUGCUCCAUCAAGGCUUGCGGGACGACGACGGCGGAGGAGUUGAUAUGAGGUUCGAGUUGUGUUCUGGCGGCGGAAAGGAGGCGAGUCGCACGUUCAUCAUCGACGGAGAUCGUUCGGCACGUGGCAUUGAGCAUGGUGGAAGUCUGCAUACGGAGCAAUCCACACUUCGUCGCGCUGCACCCGUGACUUGCGCGGUCGGGCCAUCGCCAGCGGGACAGCAGCAUGGAUUGACUGCUCCGUCCGUCGAUCGAUUGGGCGGUGCACGUUCGCUGAUGCCUGCGUGCACAACACCGGUCGAAUCCGGAGUGAGGGACGAGGGAACGUGCAGAGCGUCGGUACGUCCACGACCCACUGUGGAGAACAUAACACGUGGAGUGUCGAACAUGUGGGCACACAACGAUGGAGGCGAAGACGACGUUGGCUUCGGUGACGACGCAGACGAAGGGAUGAGGGAAGACGUGGAAGCGGGGGACGACGACGACAACGUUCCAAUUCGGCCUUUGGGGAAGACGGCUGGGAGGGGGAAAGGACGCGGCAGAGGUGGUGUCCGUGGCCGAUCCGUUGGCCGUGGAGGCAGAGGUGGCGUAAGUGACGACGCCGGGAAGUCUCCGACGUACUGGUCUGCAGAAGACCAAAUGCUCCUGGUGCGAUGCAAGCGGGAGCAAGAUAUGCACCUCCCCGGCUUGUCUCACAAUUACGGGCGGAUGAAGACGAAAGAGUGGAAGUGGGAGGACAUGUCAAAGCGGAUGGCGAAUGCGGGGAGGCCGAAGGACGCUGACGACUGCAUGAAGAAGUGGGACAAUCUGUUCCUGAACUACAAGAAAAUUCAGAGGUUUCAGAAUGCCAGCGGGCGGCCAGAAUGCCAGCGGAUGGAGGGGUCGUUUUGCUGCGAGGGGGACGCGCGAUGGGGUACCCGCGGCGCCACAACGCUUCUCGUCGGGCGCGCUACAAGGUUCCCGCCGUGCAUCUGCAGUGCCACAACGCUUCUCGCCGGGCCAGCUGCACACUUCCCGCCGCACAUCUGCAGUGCCUUAACGCUUAUCGCCGUCAUCGCUUCCGCUCUUCUGGCAGUCAGGCUUCUCGCUGCGGAGCACUCCUGCCAUCGCGAAGGACAGGUGUCGCCGGGGACAUCAUCCUUCCGUGCGAGCGUGCCGCGUCGUGGUGCGCGAGGUUGGUCGCAGCCGGCGGAAGAGGACAACAACGAUGAUUUCAUGACAGAGGACGAUCAAGGCGAGGCGACGGCGUCUGCAGGACGGGAGAGUGCCAGGCAGCGUACUCCGGAUCAGAGCGCUUCGAAAAGGAUGUCAACCCCUCCGCCGGAGGCGCAGCAGCUGCGUGUCCGCGAAACUUGGAAAGAGAAGGGUGCUGUGGUGGACCUUGGCGGCGAAGACGACGAGUCUUUGGAGAGACGUCGCCUGCGCAGUGCGACACAAGCGACCACAGCGGCGGUGUCGACGACUCGCACUGCGGACGACGAAAGGCCGAUCACAGGUGCACUGCCCUGCACGCCGUCUGAGCCGCGUCAGCGCAACGACGGUGGUGACGGUGCGUCUCGCCAACGAGGUGGUGGGGGGGGAGUCGUGGCAGACGCGCGUGCAGCAGGAGGGGAGGCGGCAGGUGGCGCGGGUGUGGCUGUUGCAGGUGUUGUCCCUCCCGUUCUGGUGGCGAGAGAGGAGGCUGCAGUUCAGGCGACGGUGAGAGAGGAGGGUCGUGGACAUAACACGAACCAACGCGAUUACAACAUCGUCCACGAAACCAAAGAGCACUACGUCGCCAUCGCCAGUGGGCUUCCGCCACCUCAACUUCCGCGGAGUGUUGUCGUCCCCAAAUCCAGCACGAGGGUGGCGAGGAUCGCAGACCAAUCACAGCUCCAGCAGGCGAUCUCCCGUGCGGCGGCGGUGGAGAAUAUAGCUCUGCGCAUCUUGCACGGCUGGGUUUUCAAGUCCGGGAACCGCCCAAGGGGGUACAACCUUGCGUUCCAGUACUCGUUGGAGUCCGUAGCGACGGAUAUUGCGCGUGCAAUGUGGUACGGCGAGGAGUGGCGCAAUGUCGUCAGCGCGCUAAUCUGCGCCCACACGAUAGAUCUUAACAUGGACCUUCUACUGUGGUACGCCGGCGCGAAUAUCGAGGACAGACCUGAGGACGACGACAUGGCUGCGUACCAGGAGUCCACCGUCAUCAGCAUCGCGCAUUCGUUCCGUCAUCGACGAUCCGUCGUCCACGCCGCGAACGUCGUCAUGGAGAGGCUUGGGAAAGCGAAAGUCACGCUAGGAGUGUACCCCGACUACAUCCCUGAUUGGGCACCAUGCGGCAUCCGAUUUGCGCACGACGCGACCAUCAAGGGGCCGGAGGAUGCGAAGAGGCUGGAUUGGUUGGGUUCGGGCCCCGCCGAUGAUGACAUCAAAGGCGAAGGAAAAGACGACGCAUAAGGCAGGCUGGUAUGCGGGGGGAGAGCGGGGAGACAACGCUUCUAAGAACGAAGGCGCAUGUACGCGUGGCGAGACGUGA